UUUUCUCCUCUGGUCCACGUAAACACCGUCACAUAUCUACAGCUCCUCGGUCCUCAUUCUGACUGCUACCGCCGCGAACAUUUACAGUCUGCCAGCAGAAAGAAAACUAUAUAUAUAUUAAAGACCCGCGGUAUUUAUUCCGGCAUCUUUUCCUCCUUCUUUCAGAGCCGCUAACUUUUGUAACUCGUCACUUCCGGAGACGCGUAACAAUGUUGCGGUGCGCUUUCGGCCGAGGAUGAAGAGGCUGAAGGCGGCACUGUGGCUCAGCGUCCUGCUCCUGUUGUGGGAUCCUGUUCAUCAUGGCCACUGCUCAGAGCAGAAACAUCUCGACCUGCAGAAUCAGCCGCAGACCUCAUCGGACGUCCCGAAUCAGCAGGACGAGUCCGAGGAGAACGGAGGAAAUGACAAGGAUCUGCUUCAGGAUCGUCCUGACGUUGACGCCGUAGAACAAGAAACGCGGAUCGACGCGACAGACACUACAGACUCAGGAAACCACACAGCCAGAUGAUGUUGUUAAGGAAUCUCAGACGGACGAAGCCGCGGCAGACCCGGUGACACUCGAGACUUCCGUCCCCCCCGAGGAUGACUCUGGCUCUCCGAAACCAGACCUCUCCUCUCUUCCUUCUCCUCCCGUCACUGAAAGCGAUGCUGUUUACAUCUCUGAGGUCCUGUCCUCCACUGCUACCGUCUCACCUGGACCAAGCGCACGCAGUGAUGACUCCGGCUCUUCCUCCCCGUCAGUCCCGUCAGUCCCGUCUCCCCCACUGCUGCCUGUGAGGCAGAGGAAAACCCUACAUACCUUUCAGACAUCGGUAGUCUUCCCAUGGUUUUGGAGAACGGCAGCACUGCUGGAACUGGAAAGAGCACUAAGCCGAGUUUAGGUCGGACGAAUCAGGGAACCAACGCCUCCAGCAUCCUGAAAGAAAAGAUCGUUGCCGCCACCCCGGGAAGAGACCCGGCUCCUCCUCCUCCUGACCCAGAAGACAUCCUUACUUUUGACGAAUGGACAAAGAGCAUGAUGGAGGAGGAGAAUGAAAAAAGUCAGACCACACACACGUCCUACAACGGGGGCUCGGGUGGGGUUAAGAAGGUGCAGAAAACCACAAACUACGCCUCUGUGGAAUGCGGCGCCAAGAUCCUGGCUUCUAAUCCCGAAGCAAAGAGCACUUCUGCAAUCCUGAUGGAGAAUGUAGAUGUUUACAUGCUGAAUCCUUGCAGCAAUAAGAUCUGGUUCGUCAUUGAGUUGUGUCAACCCAUUCAGCUCAAGCAGCUGGACAUCGCCAACUUCGAGCUCUUCUCCUCCACCCCCAAAGACUUUCUGGUCUCAAUCAGUGACAGAUAUCCAACUAACAAAUGGACCAAGCUUGGGACCUUUCAUGCUCGGGAGGAGCGCACGGUCCAGAGUUUUCCCCUGGAUGAGCAUUUAUAUGCCAAAUACGUCAAGAUGUUCACCAAGUACAUAAAGGUGGAGCUGUUGUCACACUUUGGCUCUGAGCACUUCUGUCCUCUCAGCCUGCUCAGGGUGUUUGGCACAAGCAUGAUGGAGGAGUACGAGCUGAAUCUGGAGCCAUCUGAGACAGUCAACCAGGAUGAGGACGAUGAUUAUCCUCCCGGAUAUGUUCCAUCAGAUGAAAAGUCUUCAAAGAAUCUGAUUGGGUCUGCCAAGGAUGCUAUUCUUAAUAUGGUGAACAACAUUGCUGUUAAUGUGUUGGGUACAAAUCCAGAAGAUGGAGCUCAGAAUGGAGGCAAUUCUUUCUCCUUGCAUUUAAAUUUGACGGAGACAUCAGGAACUCCAUCCAAGUCUGUUAUGGAGACUGUGGCAGUGGACCAGCUUGAGUCAAUAAAGGUAAUUGAAACCUUCUCAAUGACUGAAGGUGGACACAGGGGUCCGACAGUUCCUUUAUUUUCGCCCUCGGUCUCGGAGACCACAGUGACGCUGACUCCAGAGCCUGUCCAGACAACACUUACCAAAAAGGAUCAGAUUGUUACUUUGCUACCUGAAGAUGAGUUAGAUGAUCAAGACAAGUCCUCCAGGUCUACACUACAGAAAGCAGAGCAGGAGAGUGUGAAGAAUCCCCAGGAUCAGCAGUGUUCAAGAUUGAAGCCGAAAAAGGAGGGACAUGUUUCUGAUUUCAGUUCUUGUGUUAUUUCCAUCAAAGAGUACCUCCUGCAGAGGUGUUUUCCCAUUCCACUUGAGCCGAGGAAGAAGAUCAAUACGAAAUCUCGAGAAUCACAUUCUCAAACCAACACUUUCCACAAAACAGAGACCUCAGUCCUGGUUAUGAUCUCAUCAUCCCAAACCCAGGUGCUCCCCACCUGGAGCACGAUGGAGACAAGCUCUUCGGCGGAAGCUUUUGUUGUGGUUGUUCCACCUUUUCCUGAGAGUGAUCAUGCAACCAAAGCUGGAUCUCUGGAUCUUGCACCAAGUCUUACCUCAGCAGUGGUGACACUAACCUCCCUCGACACCCUCACCUUCAGAGCUACUCAUGUUGUGGAUUUUCUGGACCCGUUAGCUGUUGAGAGUUCUGAUUCGAAGCUCAAUGACAAAAUCACAUGUAAUCCAGUGGAGGACAAAAACACUCCUGUUCUGAAAGCAACAUCCACUCCAGUUUUAACCACCAAAACUGAAGAGGCGGAUCAUGUCCUGAUGUCUGGCUCUGAACUUGAAAUGUCUACCACUGAAAAAAACACCUUGACUUCUAGUUUGAUUAUCAGCACCAUGGAUCAGGCAACAUCAACCCCUCAAUCAAGCUCCACAGAUCAAACCUUUGUCCAACCAACCGUAACCAAGAGUGCAACUCCGGCUACAACAAUGAUCACUGCCUCAGGAACAGAGCCUGUGGAAGUGGUUUCAGGUGUAGCAGAACCUAAAGGUGACGAGCUAGUAGAUGAGGUUGCCCUUGUAGGCCAAAACAUUCAAUCAGUAACCUCAAUGAACGGCCAAUCAGUGCAGCCAUCUUCAUCCGACUUCUAUGCUGAAAUCCCCGGCUCCACUGAAGCACCGAUCCAUGGCUCCAACCAGAAGGAGUCAGUCUUCAUGAGGCUAAACAACCGGAUCAAAGCCCUGGAGGUGAACAUGUCACUCAGUGGACGUUACCUGGAACAGCUCAGUCAAAGAUAUCGAAAGCAGAUGGAGGAGAUGCAAAGGGCUUUCAAUAAAACCAUCAUCAAACUCCAGAACACCUCGCAGAUGGCUGAAGAGCAGGAUCAGAAACAGACCGAGUCCAUACAGGUACUGCAGAAACAGCUUGAGAACAUCACUCAGCUCGUUCUUAACCUGUCACUGCAAGUCAGCCAUCUACAGAGAGAGGUUUCGGACCGCCACAGCUACCUGCUACUCUCUGUGGUCCUCAUCGUGCUCAUCUGCAUUGUCAUCUGUCUCCAUUACUGUCGCACGUCGGGUGAGAAUCCCUCAUCAGAACCUGAAACGUCCAUCCCAAAAUCCUACAGCUGCUGCUGCCCUGACAGGGAUUCCCCUGAGAAUGAGGACGUGAACCCAAAGCGGAGAGCGUCUUAUCCUUUUUCACACUCGGCCAUGCAGAUUGCGACCACUGAAGGUCCAAGUGAAGCAUAUAAUGUAGAAACUCGGAGGAAUUCAACCGGGAGUAAAAAGAAAAAGCGCUGUAAAAUGAAAUCCAGCACAAAGCCCGAGACGAUCACUCCCACAUUACUCUCCACACUCUCAGUCCCCAAUGGAGGACUGCAAUGUAAGAACCACAGUCCUCACAAUCUGGACUUAAAGAUGCCUCCUCAUAGCACCGUUCCUCCUCCCUUCUCUUUUAGAGACUCUCCAUCAGAGGGAAGCUCUGAAGACUCUUCGCAGUCAGACGAGCCUUCACUCUGUGGUAUCCCCUCCUGUAACCGUCUCUGCGAUCCUCUAUCUGCUCCGAAGAACCGCUCGAAAAAGAGGAACCGCUUCAAAAAGAGUUCGGUACUCAAGCAGCUUCUCCAGCCUGUGGAGUGUAACGGCCCACCGGUCGCUUCUAAAUUCACCCUGCAUGGCUUCAUCACUGGCUCAACAGAGCUGAGAGCGAACAGGCCAGGAGCUCCACUACUUCCUAGAGAACCCAGUUUUGACUGAAGAUGAUAAUAAUAAUAAUAAUGUUGAUGUCUGUAGCCACUGCUGAUUGGUAGCUUGAACUCCUGUGGUAAUAUGGUUUCAGUGACUUUAGGAAAUAUGACCACAGGGUUGUGGAAACUGGGACAAUCAUCAAUCAUCAUCUGCCAAGCAGAGAGGAAUCAGCCGAAAGUCAAAAUCAUGACUAAAACAUGAUUAUAAAAUUGUCCUAAUACACUGCUCUUUUUAGAGGGAAAAAUCAUUUGCACAGAUUUUAAAUCAGUAAGGUUUGCUUACGCUUUACAUUAUAUUUUAGACUGAGUUUAAAUCGAAAGUGAGUCAAUCCAAGCAGAUUGUACUUUAAUUGCAAAAUGUUGCUAUUUUUGAUAAAAAUGAAUCAAACUUUUA
This is a messenger RNA of Silurus meridionalis, 4465 nucleotides long. RefSeq names its product SUN domain-containing ossification factor-like. Lineage: Eukaryota; Metazoa; Chordata; Actinopteri; Siluriformes; Siluridae. Gene Ontology annotation, biological process: regulation of bone remodeling; protein folding in endoplasmic reticulum. Bases 824 to 4081 code for a protein of 1085 amino acids. Gene Ontology annotation, cellular component: membrane; cytoplasm. The record is from RefSeq and is a predicted model, not a curated record. The transcript is spliced from 24 exons.